AGAGAAGGGAGCAGGGAAAAGAGACCAAAAGAGGGACAGUUUUCUGAGCAGCUGGAAAGAAGUUGGAACUCGGCGGCGAUACUGAAGAUCCUCGAUGGCCAGGGUCGAUUUCACGAAGGGCUGCUGCGUCGUCACUGCUCUGUUUAUUGUCGAGUAUGCAACCGGCCGUGCAUUCGCCAACAUGAGCGAUUGGAAAAACCGCCCAGCACAAGUGCGAACUCGACCGGCGAGUUCUACCUCAAACAUUUACCGGGACGGGUCCAUCACUACCCGGACGAAGCAAGGAGGCAUCAUGAGUGAGAAGACAAAGGUGGAGGAUUACCGAGACUUUUGUUAUACCGAAAUCAGUCAGUCUUAGCGACGGGGCGUCCGGGGUAGUAAGCAUUCAGACAUGCAGCUUUCGGGAGACAUACUUCGAGGAGCAAUAUGAGGCCUGAGGCCUCAGUCU
Molecule: messenger RNA, 448 nt
Organism: Westerdykella ornata
Lineage: Eukaryota; Fungi; Ascomycota; Dothideomycetes; Pleosporales; Sporormiaceae
Exons: 1
Coding region: 95-358 (87 amino acids)
Source: RefSeq, a predicted model, not a curated record